CAGCCUCGCGGUUGGGUGAAGGUCGGCGCGGAAACAGGGAGAAGGGGAAAGUCCGGAGCGGGAGGAGCAGCAGCAGGAGACUCAGGGACAGGGCCGGUUCCGGCGGCAUGGAGACCCAGGCUCAGGCCCUCGCCGCUGACCCACAUUUACAGCAAUUCAUCGAAGUGGAGAGUCAGAAACAGAAAUUCCAGCAACUGGUACAUGGCCUCACGGAGCUCUGCUGGGAUAAGUGUAUGGAUAAACCAGGCCCACGGCUCGACAGCAGAACAGAAACCUGCUUUGUGAACUGUGUGGAACGUUUUAUCGACACCAGCCAGUUCAUCCUCAAUCGACUGGAACAGACACAAAAAAGCAGGAUGUCACCAGAGAGUCUGAGUGACUGAGUGAGCAGGAGUAUACUGUGGAACAGCGGCACAAAAGACUUGCCUCAACACAUGGCGCAGUGCGUGUCAGGCACAGUGCAGAAUUGGCAGGCAGCAUUGCUGGGGCACAGCUCUAUGGGACCUGUUAGCCCCGACUGCUCUCGGAAGGACCUUAAAUCGGGCUUUUAUGUCCUUGAUACGGAGUCUUCUGUAUGAUCAUCUUACCAUCAGAAAUAAAGCACGGUGGCGUUUUUAACACAAA
This is a messenger RNA of Hemiscyllium ocellatum (epaulette shark), 624 nucleotides long. It is a transcript of the gene timm8a, whose product is annotated as translocase of inner mitochondrial membrane 8 homolog A (yeast). Lineage: Eukaryota; Metazoa; Chordata; Chondrichthyes; Orectolobiformes; Hemiscylliidae. The transcript has 2 exons. The record is from RefSeq and is a predicted model, not a curated record. Bases 108 to 383 code for a protein of 91 amino acids.